CUCCCACUCCCCCCUCCGCUGCUGCCUCCCCUGCCUCCCUCUUGCCGCCGCGACCGCGACCGCCGCUCGCUGUCGAGGCCAGGCUAGUCAAGACCGACGCCACCCGCCCCCAGGCUCACGCCUUCCCCUCCGCGCCACACACGCUCGGCUGCCUCCGGCUUUCCCUUCCCCGGCGACCGGGAGAUCCCGCGCCCGCGCCGUCGGCUAGCUCCCCUGCCGAGACCUUCCGACUCCAGGAGCCCCCCAGUGAGCUGCGCGGAGGGUCUGGUUGUGCCGGCCCGCGGGCGUCGCUGGUGCAGAUCCAUGGAGCCCAGCCAGCCGCGGCGCGGAUAGCACUGCGCCAGUAGAUCGCGAGGAGCGCCCGCUUGCUGUUGUUUUGUUUGGCUAGCCAUUUUUCGGGGGGCGUCUGGCUUGGAAGAUAUGGCCGCGGCGAUGGACGUGGCGAACCCUGGAGCGGCUGCAGGCUCAGGAAUGGCAAGCGAUGCGCUUUACCGGGAGCUCUGGCAUGCGUGUGCCGGCCCGUUGGUCACAGUGCCUAGACAAGGCGAGCGAGUCUAUUACUUUCCCCAAGGCCAUAUGGAGCAGCUCGAGGCGUCUACACACCAGCAGCUUGACCAGUACCUACCGAUGUUCAAUCUACCAUCCAAGAUCCUAUGCAGUGUAGUCAACGUGGAACUACGGGCGGAAGCUGAUUCAGAUGAAGUUUAUGCUCAAAUCAUGCUGCAACCUGAAGCUGAUCAAAGCGAACUCACCAGCCCGGACCCUGAACUAAAAGAACCUGAGAAAUGCACCGCUCAUUCCUUCUGCAAGACACUGACAGCUUCAGAUACGAGCACUCAUGGCGGUUUUUCUGUUCUUCGGAGGCAUGCCGAAGAAUGUCUUCCUCAGCUGGACAUGUCUCAGAAUCCACCUUGUCAAGAGCUGGUUGCCAAAGAUCUCCAUGGCACUGAAUGGCAUUUUCGGCACAUUUUUCGAGGACAACCGAAGAGGCAUCUCCUUACUACUGGCUGGAGUGUCUUUGUUAGCUCAAAAAGAUUGGUUGCUGGUGAUGCAUUUAUCUUCAUGAGAGGUGAAAAUGGUGAGCUACGAGUUGGUGUAAGGAGGCUCAUGAGACAAGUAAAUAGCAUGCCCUCAUCCGUCAUAUCAAGCCACAGCAUGCAUCUUGGAGUCUUGGCAACAGCCUCCCAUGCCAUCUCCACCGGAACACUCUUUUCUGUUUUCUACAAACCAAGAACUAGCCGCUCUGAUUUUAUUGUGAGCGUCAACAAAUACCUUGAAGCUAAGAAGCAGAAAAUAUCUGUUGGAAUGAGGUUUAAGAUGAGAUUUGAAGGUGAUGAAGCUCCUGAAAGAAGGUUCAGUGGAACAAUUAUUGACAUUGGGAGUUUGCCGGCAAUGUCAAAAUCUCUCUGGGCAGAUUCUGACUGGAGAUCUCUAAAGGUUCAAUGGGAUGAGCCUUCAUCCAUUCUUCGUCCUGACAGAAUCUCACCAUGGGAGGUGGAACCACUAGAUGCAGCUAAUCCACAAUCCCCUCAACCUCCAUUAAGGAAUAAGAGGGCACGACCCCCAGCUUCACCUUCUACGGUUGCAGAACUGCCUUCAGGCUUUGGACUAUGGAAAUCCCCAACUGACUCGGCCCGGACUCUCUCAUUCUCGGAUCCGCAACGUGCUCGGGAGUUAUUUCCUUCAAUUCCCACAUCAACCUUCUCAUCGUCAUCAAAUGUCAAUUUCAAUUCAAAGAAUGAGCCAUCCAUGCUAAACAGUCAGUUCUACUGGUCGGCAAGGGAUACAAGAGCUGACUCCUGCGCUGCUAGCACCAACGCUGUCAUAGUCGAAAAGAAGCAAGAACAAAAUUCUGGUGGUUGCAGAUUGUUUGGGAUUGAUAUAUGCUCAGCUGAGGAAGAAGUAUUACCUGUGGUUACUGCUCCAGCUCUUGGUUAUGACCAAACUGCUGCCUCGUUAGAGUUGAACUCGGAUAAGCUCUCACAGCCAUCUGAUGUCAACAAUUCUGAUGCCCCAGGAGCUAGCAGUGAGCGAUCGCCUCCUGAAUCCCAAAGCCGGCAAGUGAGGAGCUGCACCAAGGUAAUUAUGCAAGGAAUGGCUGUUGGAAGGGCUGUAGACCUGACGAAGCUUAGUGGCUAUAGUGAUCUUUGCCAUAAGUUGGAGGAGAUGUUUGAUAUCCAGGGGGAGCUAGGUUCCACACUCAAGAAAUGGCGGGUCAUUUACACUGAUGAUGAGGAUGACAUGAUGCUUGUUGGGGAUGAUCCUUGGAAUGAGUUUUGCGACAUGGUGAAAAGAAUUUACAUUUACACAUAUGAGGAGGCUAAGAAGCUGACAUCCAAGUCGAACUUACCGGGUAGUAGUGACACCAGCAAGUUGAGUGAUGUAAACUCACAGUCGGAAUGAGUCAUCUAACAUGGAGCCCAUCUACCAACAAAGACUGCAGAUUGCUAACUCCCUCUAAUUCUGUUCUUCCUACCGUUGAUUAUGGGGGGUAAAAACGCCCAUCAUUGCUCUGAGGGCUGAAGUCGUGGUUGGCAUUCAUUUGCCUUGAAUUUUGGAGGCUUUUGGACUGCCAGGCAGCAUGGGCCUCCUGGAAGAGGUACUUGUGCCAUUUCCCAUUUGUUUGCGCUGUUUGUUAGGAGUCAUCAGCCAUGGCAUAUUUGCCAGGUGUCUGGUUUGAAGAAAAAACCGGUCAACUGGAUGAUGGACAAUGCCUUGCCUCUCCUUCUACUGCGUAGCUAGUAACUAGGACUAUGUAUGUAAUGAAUGUCUGUAUAUAGUGUCGUUAGGCUGCCCUUGCCCUGGUAUCAGUGGUGGUGGCAUUUGUAUGCAUGGAUUGCCGUUCAGUAACUUUUUAUCUUCAGCAGCAACAAACCUGAGGGUGUAGGUGGUGUGGAUGUAUGUUUCUUUUCAGCAACAAUCUUGGUGGAAGCGAUCUGUAUAUAAUCUACUGUUUAAUAAACAGUCGUGUGCAACCUGUGCUUCUA
Messenger RNA from Panicum hallii, 2987 nucleotides. Its product is annotated as auxin response factor 9-like. The transcript has 14 exons. Gene Ontology annotation, molecular function: protein binding; DNA binding. Gene Ontology annotation, biological process: response to hormone; regulation of DNA-templated transcription. The record is from RefSeq and is a predicted model, not a curated record. Lineage: Eukaryota; Viridiplantae; Streptophyta; Magnoliopsida; Poales; Poaceae. The coding region runs from base 421 to 2403 and encodes 660 amino acids. Gene Ontology annotation, cellular component: nucleus.